Messenger RNA from Pedinophyceae sp. YPF-701, 441 nucleotides. NCBI's taxonomy places the organism in Eukaryota, Viridiplantae, Chlorophyta, Pedinophyceae. The record is from the annotation of a GenBank genome assembly.
AUGAUGAGGGCGAUGGUGAAAGGGGGCGGGGUCGCCGGGAAGGCGCAGGCGCGGAGCGGCGUGGUGGUGCGUGCGGCAGCCAACGGGUCGGGGCCCCGCCCCAAGGCGCCGUCCCUGCUCCAGGCCAUGUCCUUCAACGGCCCGGCGCCGGAGAUCAUCAACGCGCGCGCCGCGAUGAUCGGGUUCCUUGCCGCGAUCGGCAGUGAAGCCGUGGCGGGGCAGACGGUGGCCCAGACGGCGCACGAGCACCCGGUCGCGGUGGGUGCGACGGUGGUGGCGAUCACGGCUGCGUCGCUGGCGCCGAUCCUCCAGGGCGCGCUGCGGUCGGAGUCGCUCGGGCCGUUCACGCCCAAGGCGGAGCUCGCGAACGGCCGCGCGGCGAUGCUCGGCAUGGUCCUCCUCCUGUGCCUCGAGCGCGCGAGCGGACAGCCCAUGUUUUGA